This is a messenger RNA of Clonostachys byssicola, 2280 nucleotides long. The record is from the annotation of a GenBank genome assembly. Lineage: Eukaryota; Fungi; Ascomycota; Sordariomycetes; Hypocreales; Bionectriaceae.
AUGGCCGAACUAUCAGAUGAGCCGCCUUGUCCACGACAAGAGCUAUAUCAGCCUCUUUCUUCAACCGAGUAUCGAAUAGUCCAUCUCUUCCCUGGCGACUUUCCCGAUGAUAUCCAGUGCGCUUUGCAAAUACGAGACGAUUCCGUAAGAAGCAGAUAUGAAGCAAUCUCUUAUGAAUGGGGCGACGAAUCGAAUGCCAAGCCGAUCCAUGUUGCACGGCUUGAUGCGCUCGUAAAAAGAGUCUCGAGCCUUCGAGGCACUCAAUUAGUUGAGUGUAUUUCUCUUCUGGAUAGGCUAGCCACCCAGCUCGAACGCAGCCAUACUAUGCUUUUCUACAUUUUCCCUACUAUUUCGUUUGGUUGCCUUCUUUGGUGGAAUCUAUCCUUUGUCGAACCAGCCUGGGUUCUCUUUUCCAUUCCCACAUCUCUCUCUCGUGCUGCUACAUGCUUGUUUGCUGCUAUAAACUUGGCUUGGGUCUGCCAAGCAUCGUACAGGCUGAUGCAAGAGCGCCUAAAGAGCAGGUUAUGGACCUCAAGGACAACUGACUGGAGAAUUCGAGAAAAGGAUGUAUCCCUAUCCAAAUUUGAGACUCUUCAUGUCACACCUAAUCUGGAGAAUGCGUUGCGGUAUUUGCGGAGGAACAAGGGCGUUCGUAUCCUCUGGAUUGAUGCUCUAUGCAUCGACCAGAAAAAUGAGGCUGAGAAGCUCAUGCAGGUCCAGAAGAUGGGUUGGAUAUACGCUAAUGCCCAUAUGGUUACAAUAUGGCUCGGAGGUUAUCAUGAUCACCCAACUGGCCAGUCCUGUAGCGACACGGGCAUCGUUUGUGCACAUCAGGAACGAAUCGAGUUGGCCUUCGCUUGUCUUUGGGGUUCGCACUGGGGAAUAUCCCGAUGCUUUCGAGCGAUUGGAUACACGAAACCCUUUAAGAAGUCACAAGCAGGCAUCCAUCAUAUUAUCAAGAGGGGAUGGUGGCAGAGGCUAUGGGUUAUCCAGGAAGUGGCCCUUGCAACCGGUGAUGUUAAAUUCCAAUGUGGUCACAGCACAUGCAGCUACGCCGAUUUUCACACUUGGUUCUCUCACAUGCCUGCGAUGUAUCCUGAAGCUCUAUCAUUCGAACAGGACAACACACAUGUUGGGUACUUCCUCGACCUGAUAAGAACAUUCCGGUACGAUCUCAAAACCGACCAGUCAUUAUUUGCCUCCGGCUCCAUAGUAUACGAAGUGGAAGUUUUUGCGAGGGAUCUUUGCAAUAUCCUACUAAGGACUUCUGGGAGUUUCAAGUGUCGGGACCAUGAUGAUCGCUUAUACGCGGUACUUGGAAUUGUGGCGGGUGUGAGUCGCGAUACAUCUGGCAAUUCAUCUAAAUUUUCAUAUUUCGUCUGCUCAAUAGCCACGCUUGGAUUUCUCGGAAUCUCGAAAGUUCAGGACUCUCUUCUCAGAGAAGUCUGUAGGGACAUUCUCUUAACCUUAUUGUGUCUUGCCACGAUAUUCUGCGAAAUUGGACCGAGGUACUGGGUCAAAAACCGACCGAGCAGCAUUAGAGACUCCAGUUAUGCCAUUAGAAGUAUCACAGGACACCAGGGGUAUCAGCUCUCUCGGGUUCAAUUUUUCACCAAGCUUGCUCACGGCCUAGCAGAGCAAGCAAAAAGUUUAUCGUUUCUCGAAGCGGCGAGCUGCGGUGAAGACGAAGACCCAGCCAUGCCAUCAUGGGUGCCUAACUGGUCCAGGGAGGUCCAUCCGCCGGCAUGGGACUUCGCCUAUAAGGACAUAGGACGCCCCUUAUUCGCUGAUCACGACGCCUUCUCCUUUCUCGAGGAAGGAAGGGUUAUUGAUGUCCAGGGAUAUCGCGUCCCUGUUGCCAACCUAUGCACCAUAGCCGAUCUCGACGAAAUUCCAUUGCCUCACAUUAUGAUGGGUCGAAGCCCUGACUAUGAGGAAGAUCUCGCGCUUGUAGAGCAAAUGAUGGAUCCCCACACGGUCAAAAAGCUUCUCUUUGAAGACAUAUGGAAUAGAGCUACUACUGGGCCAAUAGUACACAUUCACGACCCGGGCUUGAGUACAAAGGGAGCAAUAGGAUAUCUGAAAGCUGGAAGCAUGGCCGCGGGAGACCAUCUCGUCGCAGUACCCAGCUGCUUCCAUAAUAUUGUGUUGAGACCUUGUGGGUUCAAGGGCGACAGGCCCUCUCGUUGGAAACUUGUUGGACUUGUGGAGGCCUGUAGGUAUGGAGAUUGGCUUUUAUUACCAAGAUGGAAAGAUCCACAAAGGUAUCAGAUCGAAUAG